AUGAGGGUAAGCGCGACCACCUUCGCCUACCUCACAGUCGGCACGAUCGCUCGUGUGUUACUCGCCUCCGACACCACCGUCACCGCAGCCGGCAUCAAAUGGGACGAUGCAGUGAAAUCUGGGGCAAACCUCUUCUUCGGCAUGCAAACCGACGACCGCAAAGCAUCGUUCUUCUUCAAGACCGACCCGUACGUCCAAGACCCUACCAUCCAGACAGUCCAGAGCAGCCACGACGGCGACAUGAAGGAAGAUUUCAUCAAGUGGGGCUACCAGGAAGAUGAGGCUCAGAACGCGAAGAUUGACAAAGAGUGCGACUUUGAGGCGUACCACCGGAUGAAGCGUGCGUUCGAUGAGCUGGGCAUUAACACGGCGUCAAAGGCCAAUGGAGGCCCGAAUCAGUGCGUCCAGCUGGACCAUCGAGAUGGAGCGACAGUAGUGCGCGACAAAGACAAUAAGCUACCGCCCACCGACGAGCAGAGAUACAUCGAUGAGAGCUGCGGAAAAGAGUACCGGGAGACUGGCGGUACCUUCCAAUUUGGCAUCAACGGCCAAGACGGCCUGGUCGCGCUCAUCAACGUGAUCAGCCCAGCAUAUAGUGCGAACCGCCUCUGGCAGCGCAAACCCUCAUCCGACGAACUCCCGCAGAUCCGCUCGAUAUCCGACGUCGCUUGGGGCUUCUGGAAUCGCGCGGGUAAUAUCCAGGGAAUCAAGUACUUUCUAGUAACUAUGAUCUUAAACGAAGAUACGCGCAACAUCAUCCGGCAGGCACACGAGACGCUCGAGCCGAAGAGGAGUGAGACGGCGAUCUGGCCGGGGUUUGAGUUUAGGACUGAUACUCCUGCUGGACAAGCUAUUCUCGGCUCUCCAGUCGCGCGAUGGGCUGGCUACUUCCUCAUGCAGCACAAGAAGCAACUCGGCGAGAACAAGUACAUCUCCAAGCUACGCGUAUUCAAGCCGGACGUCGGGUCGUUGCCGAAUAUACUGUUCUACGUUGAGACUGCGCCGCCAAUUAAGCCUGGGUCGAGGGCGCGGGAGGUGGGACUGCGUGGAAGCAGUGCGAUCGUGUCACAGAUUGCGAAGCACGAUAUCGACAGCAAGAAUGUUGUCCGAGAGCACAUCUUUCGGGUGUAUUCGUGA
Messenger RNA from Parastagonospora nodorum SN15, 1137 nucleotides. RefSeq lists its product as hypothetical. Lineage: Eukaryota; Fungi; Ascomycota; Dothideomycetes; Pleosporales; Phaeosphaeriaceae. The record is from RefSeq and is a predicted model, not a curated record. The transcript is spliced from 3 exons. The coding region runs from base 1 to 1137 and encodes 378 amino acids.